Fibroporia radiculosa is the source of this 735-nucleotide messenger RNA. RefSeq lists its product as uncharacterized. Lineage: Eukaryota; Fungi; Basidiomycota; Agaricomycetes; Polyporales; Fibroporiaceae. Gene Ontology annotation, biological process: protein import into mitochondrial matrix; protein folding. Gene Ontology annotation, molecular function: protein homodimerization activity; adenyl-nucleotide exchange factor activity; protein-folding chaperone binding. Gene Ontology annotation, cellular component: PAM complex, Tim23 associated import motor. The record is from RefSeq and is a predicted model, not a curated record. The transcript is spliced from 2 exons. Bases 1 to 735 code for a protein of 244 amino acids.
AUGAGUUGCUCCCAGGCCUUCCAGCUCUUCCGCUCAUGCACCGGCUCCUUGUCUGCACGCAGCGUCGCGCGGGCAUCCGUCCCUGCCGUCCGUCGGAGAGCAGCAGUCUCCACGCGCUUCUAUUCUGACGACCGGGCACAGUCAGCUGAGGAUACGGAUAAUAAGUCAGAAACAAACGCCCCAGGGGACAGUGCCUCCGAUCCAACAUUAGAGAAGCUGCAGAAGAAGGAGGCCGAGGUCGUUGACUUAACGGGCCGGUUACGAUACCUGCAAGCCGACUUUCUCAAUCUCCAGCGUAAUGCUGCGAGAGAAAAGGAGCAGACCAAAGACUUUGCCAUCACCCGCUUCGCCACCGACCUCCUCGAGACUGUUGACGUGCUUUCCAUAGCCCUCAAGUCGGUUCCACAAUCGGCACUCGCCCAAUCAUCUGCGUCGAAUUCUGCUCCCUCAUCAGACAGACCUGCCGAAAAGUCUGCUGAGGCGUACCUCAAUGAGCUCUACACCGGGGUGGAGAUGACUCAGCGGCAGCUAUUGCAGACCCUCUUCAAGUAUGGCGUAAAACCGUUCGACCCCACUGGUGACAAGUUCGAUCCCAAUCGACACGAAGCUCUUUACCAAGCACCCAUUCCUGGUAAAGAACCAGGCACUGUCUUUGAUUGCCAGAAGUCUGGCUAUAUGAUCAAAGACCGUGUAUUGCGGGCAGCCCAGGUUGGUGUUGUCCAGGAGCAAUCAUAG